This is a messenger RNA of Nilaparvata lugens (brown planthopper), 412 nucleotides long. Its product is annotated as cyclin-dependent kinase 12-like. Lineage: Eukaryota; Metazoa; Arthropoda; Insecta; Hemiptera; Delphacidae. Gene Ontology annotation, cellular component: nucleus; cyclin/CDK positive transcription elongation factor complex. The annotation marks the transcript as partial. Gene Ontology annotation, molecular function: ATP binding; cyclin-dependent protein serine/threonine kinase activity; RNA polymerase II CTD heptapeptide repeat kinase activity. The transcript is spliced from 2 exons. The record is from RefSeq and is a predicted model, not a curated record. Gene Ontology annotation, biological process: positive regulation of transcription elongation by RNA polymerase II; protein phosphorylation; transcription elongation by RNA polymerase II.
GGGCGAAGUGAAGUUGGCGGACUUUGGUCUAGCACGGUUGUACAACGCUGAAGACAGAGAGCGAAUGUACACGAAUCGAGUGAUCACUCUGUGGUAUCGACCGCCUGAACUGCUGCUAGGUGAGGCGCGCUAUGGCCCCGCCAUCGAUGUCUGGUCCUGUGGAUGCAUCCUGGGCGAACUCUUUCUCAAGAAACCGCUCUUCCAGGCGAACGUGGAAAUGAUGCUGCUAGAGAUAAUCUCGCGUGUUUGUGGCACUCCCACCCCGGCAGUGUGGCCGAAAGUUGUCGACCUCCCACUCUGGCACACUCUGCGACCGAAGAAGACCCACCGGCGACGACUGAGGGAGGACUUUGCGUUCAUGCCGCAGUCACCCUUGGACCUCUGGAUCGGAUGCUAGAGUUGGACCCCGAGA